Messenger RNA from Meloidogyne enterolobii, 471 nucleotides. The record is from the annotation of a GenBank genome assembly. Lineage: Eukaryota; Metazoa; Nematoda; Chromadorea; Rhabditida; Meloidogynidae.
AUGAAGGCAAACCUUGUAAAUGUUACAAAUUUAAAACCUCAAAAUUAUGAAGAACAUCGCUGGUAUUUAAAGUUAAAAUGUUGUGGAUGUGGGGAAAAUUAUGAGAGAUGGCAUUAUGGAAAUAUUAAAGAAACACAUACUUUAACAAAAGGUAAAGGAAUUUGUCAUAUUUCAAUUAAAUGCUCAUUUUGUGGACGAGUAAAUACUUUAGAAAUUUUGCCAAGCAGUUAUUUACCCUAUAAUAAUGACAAAAAUGAAGAAUUCCAAACAAUUGUUAAAUUUGAAUGUAGAGGGUUAGAACCCGUUGAUUUUGAUCCGCGUAUUGGUUGGAGCUGUUCUAGUACGGAAAGUGAUUUAAAUUUUGAGGAAAUUGACUUAAACACAAAAGAAUGGUUUGAUUAUGAUGAAAAAGCUAGUCUUCCUGUAGAAAUAAAAGAAAUGUUUUUUAAAUUUGUUGUUGUGAAAGAAUAA